Sorghum bicolor (sorghum) is the source of this 1497-nucleotide messenger RNA. RefSeq names its product plant UBX domain-containing protein 4. The record is from RefSeq and is a predicted model, not a curated record. Lineage: Eukaryota; Viridiplantae; Streptophyta; Magnoliopsida; Poales; Poaceae. The transcript is spliced from 4 exons. Gene Ontology annotation, molecular function: ubiquitin binding. Gene Ontology annotation, cellular component: cytosol; nucleus. Gene Ontology annotation, biological process: Golgi organization; proteasome-mediated ubiquitin-dependent protein catabolic process; nuclear membrane reassembly. The coding region runs from base 171 to 1121 and encodes 316 amino acids.
UAUUUAUCCCACCUCCCAAGAGGUCAGGACCCUCCCUAGUCCCGAGUCUCUCUCGACCCACCAAAGCAGAAUCGGCUCGACUCGCCGAGUACACGCGACGCGACACGAAACCAAAGCGCGGACCGAACCCUACCCCUCCGCCGCGACCCCGAUCCCCCACAUCGUCGGCGAUGAGUUCCUCUUCCAACGGCGGUAAGAAGCCGGCUGCCAGCGGCGGCCGUGGGGGCCCCACCAUCCGCACGCUCUCCGACUUAAACCGCGGGCCCGCCGGCUUCCCUGGCGCCGGAGGUCACGGCAGCGGCAGCGACGACGACGAGCCCCAGGAGUACUACACCGGCGGCGAGAAGAGUGGAAUGCUUGUUCAAGAUCCAACAAGAAGAAAUGAUGUGGAUGCGAUAUUUGAACAAGCCAGGCAGGCGGGUGCUCUCCAUGGAAUGCCCCCUUUUCUUGGUGACGAGUCUUCUGGCUCUAGGAGCUUUUCAGGGACUGGCCGACUUCUUACAGGGGAGACAGUGCCAUCUGCUGCACCUCAGGAACCAGCACCAGUUCGAAUACGCCACAAUAUACAUUUGUGGAACAAUGGCUUUAGUGUGGAUGAUGGUCCACUGAGAUACUACGAUGAUCCUGAAAAUGCAGAGUUCCUUGAGAGCCUUAAGAUGUCAAAGUGCCCUAGGGAGCUGGUGCCUACUGAUGGAGAACAUGUUGAUGUUUCUGUUAUUAAAAGGAUGGAAGAUUACAGGGAACCUGUAAGGCCUCGAUCAGCUUUCCAGGGUGUUGGAAGAACCCUGGGUGGUGGACCUUCCCCAGAUGAGAGUGCAACACCUGCUCCUGCUCCUGCACCAGCGGCCCCUGCUGCUUCGAGGUCUGUUGGCAUUGUCGUGGAUGACUCCCAGCCAUUUACAUCCAUACAGCUGAGGCUGGCUGACGGCACUCGCAUGGUCGCCCGGUUCAACCUGCACCACACCGUGGGAGACAUCAGGUCCUUCAUAGACGCAUCUCGGCCUGGAGCUACAAGGCCUUAUCAGCUGCAGACAGGUUUCCCACCCAAGCAGCUGGCUGACCCAAUGCAGACCGUGGAGCAAGCUGGGCUGGCGAACUCGGUUAUCAUGCAGAAGAUGUAAUGCUUCGGCAAUCUGGGGAACUCGGAUGCGUCAUACUGCAUCUUUUGAAAACUGUCGUAUUAUGGUUGAUCAUGUUAUCAGAUACUGGUUUGGCGCAUCAUUUAUCGUUACAGUAGCAUCUGAUGCCUCAUUGUGAGCUUAAGAGUUUAUAAUUCAUCUAUGAACUGAAGUAAUGCUUUCUGAUCUACAGCAGAUACUUAGUGCCGAGUUAAAGUUUACACGUCUGGUCAUAAUGAACAAUCGUUGCUUGCACGACUUGUUUUCAUUUCUCAUGUUAUGGCGUUAUGUUAUUUUGUGUUGACAUGACCACUUCCUUGCUUCCUUGUAAGUUGAAGCACAAUUUGCAACAUAAAGUCAGUCUUAAUGGAGAAUUUUA